GAAGCUUUGAUUAAUGUUCCCAGACCGUCCCCCCCCUGCCAGGGUGUAUUGAACCAGCCAUGGAUGAAGAAGAGUGUGUGACGGGCGUGGCGGGCGACUCAGCCCACCCCCUCCUGCGCGCCGUGUACCUGCGGCGCCUGCGCCUCACCCGGCUGCUCCUGGAGGGCGGAGCCUACAUCAACGAGAGCGACCGCCACGGCCAGACGCCGCUGAUGGUGGCGUGCCGCACGCAGCACGCCGACGGCCAGAGCGCCAGCCGUGGCAAGCUCCUCAAGUACCUGCUGGAGCGGGGCGCCGACCCCAACAUCCAGGACCAGGACGGCCGCUCCGCGCUGAUGCACGCCUGCCGCGAGCACGCCGGCCCCGAGCUGGUGGCCCUGCUGCUGGCCGGCGGCGCAGACCUCGGCCUGGAGGACCAGAGUGGGACCUCGGCGCUGGUGUACGCCGUCACCGCCGGCGACCAGAAGGUCCUGAGGCUGCUGCUGGACGCCUACAAGGGCCAGGGCAAGGAGGUGAUCAUCAUCACCACCGACAGCGUCCCCAACGGGAGGGCCCGCGCCCGGCAGUACCGCCAAGGCCUGGCGCCCCACCUCGCGCUGGACGUCCGGGCCUCCCAGGCGCCCGCCUCGCCCUCCGAGAUCCAGAUCAUCACGUCCCCGCUGGGCACGGGGCUCGGGUCGGCCUCGGGCCCCCACAAGCAGGUGUUCUCCUUCAAGGAGAACCAGUGCUUCGCGCGCAGCGGCGGCGGCGGGAAUCACUCCAACCCCUGCUCCCCGACGCGGCUCCGGGACCCGGGGCCGCAGCAGAGGCGGCGCUGGCCCGGCCGCCUGCAGCAGCAGCCCCUCCUGAGGUUGAACUCCGAACCCUGGCUCAAGAUCCCCGCGUCGGCGGGUUCCUCGCGGGUUCCUCCGGCCGUGGCCGAACCCCCGCCCUCGUUGCCGGAGAACCGCCCGUGGGAGAGCGGCCCCCCCAGGGUGGAGGUCUUCCACGGGCACCCCAAACCCGACGCGUCGGACACCGGGAGGAAAGCCAGCAGCAGCAGCAGCAACAGCCACAACACCUACCCCCCCGCCCUGGUGAGCUACGACCGCCCCAGAGGUCCCGGCAUCGCCAUGGUGACGGACGGCCUGAACCAGUCCAACCAAAGGUCCGCGGCGGAGAAGAGAGGAAGCCAAGCUGGGGGAGGGGAGGAGGGCGCCGGGGAGGAAGCGCUGGUGCGGGGGGGCGACCCCAAACGAGGGCAUCACACCAUCUCCUUACCGGGCAUCAGCUCCCCCCACUCGGCCUCGCACCCCAACCUCCACACCCCGCAGCACCCGGCCGGGGGCCCGGGCCCGGGCGGCGCCGUCUCCCCCUCCGCCUCCUUCUGCUGCGGCAAGACCCACGGCGCGGCACUCUCCGGCCUGGACAGCAUCAUCCACCGCCGCAAGCUGGGCGCCGACCACUACGCCUCCGACCCCCAGCUCACCCUGAAGACCGCCAGCCCGGAGGAGACCCAGGAGAGAGCCAGACCUCCCCCAGCCGCCGCCGGGUGCCGGCGGCUGGCCACCUUGCGCUCCUCCACCCUGGGGGGCUCCGGGUUCUCCGCCUCCAGGGAGUCUCUGGAGGGGCCGGGCCCGGCGGCCAGGAGGGCCGUUCCGUGGUUUGAGCGCCGGGGGUCCGGGGCCUUCCUCCUGGAUCAGGGCUCGGGGCAGUACCCCCCCCGGAGCCUGCCGCCGCUGCAGCUGAGCCCCCAGUACAACCACAGCCCGGCGGGGGGCGGGGGCAGGGCGGCUCGGACCGCCGGUCACGACCCCCCCUGCGAGAAGAUGUCGGGCCUCAAGACGUUUGUCCCCUGCGCUCCGCCCGGACCCCCCAAGGAGGUGAGCCGGAGGGCCUUGUUGAGGAGGCACUCCAUGCAGAGCGAGCAGCUGAAAGCGGCCUGACCGACCGGGCCCC
Gadus chalcogrammus (walleye pollock) is the source of this 1938-nucleotide messenger RNA. It is a transcript of the gene ankrd34ba, whose product is annotated as ankyrin repeat domain 34Ba. The transcript has 2 exons. Gene Ontology annotation, molecular function: protein binding. The record is from RefSeq and is a predicted model, not a curated record. The coding region runs from base 60 to 1925 and encodes 621 amino acids. NCBI's taxonomy places the organism in Eukaryota, Metazoa, Chordata, Actinopteri, Gadiformes, Gadidae.